Xenia sp. Carnegie-2017 is the source of this 2202-nucleotide messenger RNA. RefSeq lists its product as uncharacterized. Gene Ontology annotation, biological process: proton transmembrane transport. The record is from RefSeq and is a predicted model, not a curated record. The transcript has 2 exons. Lineage: Eukaryota; Metazoa; Cnidaria; Anthozoa; Malacalcyonacea; Xeniidae. Gene Ontology annotation, cellular component: membrane. Gene Ontology annotation, molecular function: proton channel activity. Bases 284 to 2032 code for a protein of 582 amino acids.
GAAGUGAAAAUUUACUUUUGGAAUCACGCGGCAUUUUUAUGCUUGACGUAUUCUCGAAAUUUGUGACCUAGCGGUUCGCAGAAAUGCUUUAAGACAAUGCUGGCUGCUGUGGUGAUGUUUGACUUUGGAUCGUGAUUUGACGAGUUAUUUUACAUGUUAAAUAAGAGUUUAUUAACGUUUGGAUAGAAUUACUUGAAGGUUUAGAGGUCGACAAGAGCUUGUGAUUUAUAUAGUUGGUCUGCACAAGUACUGUUAUUCUGUUAGACGUCGCAAAAGAGGAACCAUGAGUGAGGAUAAUUUAAGUAGAAUUGAGACGAUGACAACCAAUAGUGAUGAAGACGCCUCUGUUUCCUCGCUUGACGCGAUUUCCAUUCAAGCAAAUGGUGCCGUCAAUUUGCUGUUGAUCGAUCCGUUAAAUGAAUCAACUAUUCCUGGCAACGGUUUCUGGAAAGCGAUUUUAUCCAUUGGGAACGAGCAUUGCGCAGCUAUAUGUGAAGCAUUUCAUGGCUCGUGCCUUUCAAAGAUCAAAGGAUUUUUACUGUGCAUUUUAUUUCCAUUUUCUAUCAUUUUAACGCCAUUUAAACGUUCACGCAAUCGAAAGAGCAAGAUGUCAAAUAUUGCAAUUGUGUACUUCUAUGUAAUCAUGGCAUCCACGAUUGUCUUAAAUUUAUGGGUGCAACAAGGGCAACAUAAUGAAUUGAUGGCAAAAAAAUUUCCAUAUCAGUUUGUGCAGUACUUUGAAGCUGUUAUAAUGGUUCUAACGUUGAUUGCCAUGUUAUGCAUUGCAUAUGAGACGUACGGUCAGGUAGAGUGGAGAAUUCACGAGCGGCGUCUUGUUUUAUAUUUUCGAACGGGUUUGUAUGUUUUUGGUAUAUCAAGUAUGGUUUACUCCUCUUUAAUUAUAUACAAUACUUGGAGUUGCGACGAAGGCCUUGUUUUGUUUGUUAAUUUAUCGAAGUUUAUCUUCAUCGCUGGCCAAAUACUGUUCCUUAAUUACUUCUACCAAGCUAAAUUGCCGCCAUCUUCUGGACGGAUGUAUCAGUUAAGUCUUGCGCAUAUCAUGGCCACUAACCUAAGUUUGUGGAUUUGGAUUGUUUGUAAAGAAGUGUACGAUCCGUAUGAUGAAUCGAGAAAGUCUAAAAAGCUGAUGUACUGCCAGGCAAUUAAUUUAAACAAUACUGAAAAAUAUUUCUAUCCAUUAUUCAUUGAGUAUCUACUCAUGGUUGCGGGAAUGAUGUAUGAACUGUGGUCGGACAUGAAAACGCCUUACCAGACUAAACGACGUGCGAUACGUCUUCGUCACACCGAAGAGAAUCACGAUAGAGAAUCUGUAACAGACUCAAACGAUCCUGUUCGGCUAAUAUCAUCUGGACGACGUCACAGAUGGACUUCAGGUCUUGGUUUGACUUUUAUGAUUGCUGUCGUUCUCUGUUGCGUAUUUGUAUCUUUCCUCUUAGCCUCUGCAGAUUCCGCUGACCAUGACAAGAAGUGGUAUCUCUAUUACAUAUGGGCCAACAUUGUUAUUUACAUCUCCCAAAUUGCUUCUUGCUAUGCCAUCAAGGUUUGCAGUCAAUCGCAACCUUUUAACAGUAAGCGAACAAAACUCAAUCUUGACGACAGUCUUCUUUACUUUGGUUUGGCUGGUAUCGUUGUUUGGAAUGGAUUUCAUUUUUACCGUUUAGCUCUUCAUGCAGACACAGAUAUUGAAGCAGUCGAAGUGUUUAACAAUGUACUCGCAAUUUUUGAAGAUUUUGCACAGACAGUUAUUCUGGUCAGUGUCCGCCGUCUGUCAAGUAAAGAAGAUGGGAACGCACAGACCAUUAAAAACAUGUCGCUGUUUUUGCUUGCAACAAAUUUAACAUUUUGGUUUCAAAAUUCUUUUUACAUUGAAAAGGAGCUAAAUAAUCCCGGCGAAAAUUCUAGUGAUCUUUUGAAUACAUAUGCUGAUAUUCUUAAUCCACUUAUAAUAUUUUUUCGCUUUCAUUCAGCAACAUGCUGUUACCAAAUGUGGGUUAUUUUUAGCAGUCCGUGACUACAUGAGAUUAUGGGAAUAGAUGGAACGCCUGAAAAUAAUAAAAUAGACGUUUUGGAAAAAGUACGAACGUCUAAACUUUACAAAACAUUAGUAAGUAUGUAAAAAUGCUAAAAAAUUACUAAUUAUUACUUUGGGAGGCAUCGUAAUUACAAAAAAGUUUCGUUCAA